This is a messenger RNA of Colletotrichum godetiae, 1223 nucleotides long. Its product is annotated as putative short chain dehydrogenase/ reductase. The record is from RefSeq and is a predicted model, not a curated record. The coding region runs from base 1 to 759 and encodes 252 amino acids. NCBI's taxonomy places the organism in Eukaryota, Fungi, Ascomycota, Sordariomycetes, Glomerellales, Glomerellaceae. Gene Ontology annotation, molecular function: oxidoreductase activity. The transcript is spliced from 6 exons.
AUGUUCGCACGAAAGGUGUUCUGUGUCACCGGUGCCGCGUCGGGCAUAGGUCGAUCGACGGCAAUCAUACUAGCGCAAAGAGGUGCCGCUGCUCUUGCGGUCAGCGACGUGAAUGCAGCGGGUCUAGAUGAGACCGUGAGAGAGUGCGAGAAAGCAGGAGCCAAAGUGCUAGCUUCCAAAGUUGACGUCCGCCACGACCAUGAGGUGAAGUCGUGGAUCCAAGAGUCUUUCACCAGGUUUGGGAGACUCGAUGGGGCUGCCAACGUCGCUGGAGUCGCCGGCGGGACGGGAUCUACAAUCAUCGAGACAAUUGCUCAAGAAGACUGGGACAACACCAUAGGCGUCAAUCUCAACGGGGUCCUCAACUGCAUGCGAGCUCAACUGCCAUUACUACCAAAGCCAGGUGGGGCAAUCGUCAACGUUUCGAGCACGUCCGGUCGAAGGGGGCUACCGCAUAGCGCCGCGUACGCGACCAGCAAGUUUGGCGUCAUUGGGUUGACCGAAUCAGCCGCUGGGGAGUAUGCUAAGGAUGGCAUCAGGAUCAACACGAUACUGCCCGGGCCGGUCGAUACUAAGAUCUUUCGAGACGGCGAGGCAUUGGGACUCUUCGACUCAGACAUGCUUUCUAAGGACACCUUGCUUCGCCGUCUGGGUCAACCUGACGAGAUUGCAAAGGUCAUCUGCUUUCUCUUGAGUGAAGAUGCCUCAUACGUGACAGGAGCACACUGGAAUGUCGAUGGAGGCUACCUGGCUUGCUAGAGGCGUUGAGGACGGUCCAGUAUGCUAGAAACUUCUUGAUUUCAUCCUCCUUGCCUUCCUCUUCAGUCAGAGUUUCUCGUCUACCAAGUGGCAGAGGCGCCUUCAAAAGCCAUAAUUAUGUGUGUGCAGAGAGCGCACAGCAGUCUCUAAUCCAUGCUCCGAGGCUGUACAGUUGAGAAGUUGGGAGUUUCUGAGGGCCGGUGCCAUACUUCUAGGUUUUGACCAGUCAAGGAACAACGUCUUUGCGGUCUUUUCUUCUUCCACCAACGUUAUGAAAGAAGCAUAUGGGGUCUUGGGGAAUCUAUAUUCCUUCACCACCUGACUCACGAUUCGCUUCUCGAGUCUGCCGUCAUCUCCAUGGAACUCCGAAUAGUAAUUCAAUGCUUUGUCCAUCACUGUCACGUACUAGGAGAAAAAGCUUUUUUUCUAGAAGUCGCAGCAUCAGCCCUAUGGGUCAAGGUCCC